Messenger RNA from Hemiscyllium ocellatum (epaulette shark), 1875 nucleotides. RefSeq names its product sodium- and chloride-dependent neutral and basic amino acid transporter B(0+)-like. The record is from RefSeq and is a predicted model, not a curated record. Gene Ontology annotation, cellular component: membrane. Lineage: Eukaryota; Metazoa; Chordata; Chondrichthyes; Orectolobiformes; Hemiscylliidae. Bases 1 to 1875 code for a protein of 624 amino acids. The transcript is spliced from 15 exons. Gene Ontology annotation, biological process: sodium ion transmembrane transport.
AUGGAGGGACAUCUUCUGCACUACCUCCUGGACACUUCACUCCCCCUACUCCAGGAUGAUGACAUAACACUGGGCUCGAUGAGGUCACACAUGUGCAACUCUGCCCCAUGUAAUCAAGGUCCAGCCGAUGGAGCAGCUGCUAACACAAACCAGCCGAGCAGCCCUUUGAAGGUCACAGUGAAGAUUAUCAAAGAUCCACUCCUGGACUACGGUUUUAUGGUCUCAGAAGAUUCACCAGGGCCCAAGUCAUCAUUUAUUACUGAAGAAAAGCGAGCCAGAUUGAAAAGCAACCCAGUCAAAGUACACUUUGCUGAGGAAGUGAUCGUCAAUGGCCAAAUACAGGGUAACUCGCUACUCUUAAUGCCCGGUAUUCUCAAGGUGUAUUUGGAAAAUGGACAGACCAAAGCCUUUCAAUUUGAGAAAAAUACAACAGUGAAGGCUGCCACCAGUGAACGUGUGCGUGAAGGUGACGAGAAUGUGGAGCGAGGUAACUGGUCCUCGAAGAUUGACUACUUGCUCUCAGUGAUCGGUUCUGCUGUGGGUUUGGGCAAUGUAUGGAGAUUCCCGUACCUGGCCUACAGAAAUGGAGGAGAUGCACUCCAACAACGCAAGCCGCACCACGUGACCGUCGUUCGUUGGGUCUCGCGCGCUCCAAUUCGAACUCCUGGCCGUUGGCCACCAGCUGCUGCGGAGCGCGAACGCACGUGUCAGCAGCUUGAGGAGAUUCCCCUAAAGGUGUUCACGACAUCAUUCCCGGCAAGUGGGUCUACGUUAAGAAAAUACACAAAGAACCGUUGGGUGCCAAGUGGGAAGAGUGCUGCCAAUCCAGCAGUGAACAGAAAUGAUGAAAAUGUGAAGAGAGGUAACUGGUCCUCAAAGACUGACUACUUGCUCUCGAUGAUUGGCUGUGCUGUGGGUCUAGGCAAUGUCUGGAGAUUCCCUUUCCUGGCUUACAAAAAUGGAGGAGGUGUAUUUCUUAUUCCCUACUCAAUCAUGCUGGGUCUUGUUGGGAUACCAAUAUUUUUCUUGGAAUCUUCCUUUGGACAGUUUGCCAGCCUCGGGCCUGUUGCAGUGUGGAAAUCUGUACCAAUGUUACAAGGUGUUGGAGUCACCAUGGUCCUUCUGAUCAUAAUUGCCAACAUUUCCUAUGCCUGCAUUAUUGGUUACAGUCUGUACUACCUGUUUGCUUCCUUCCAAUCACCCCUACCAUGGGCACAAUACUGGGAUCAAGCAGUUUUACACCGUACAAGUUCAUUGGAUGAGACUGGGGAGAUUGUCUGGCAUUUAGCCCUCUGUCUGCUUCUAGCCUGGCUGAUGGUUGGGGCAGCAUUUUUGAAAGGAAUCAAAUCUUCAGGAAAGGUUGUUUAUUUCACUGCAAUUAUCCCGUAUGUGGUUGUGACGAUACUCCUGAUCCCAGGGGUUACCCUGGAGGGAGCCUCUAAAGGAAUUGAAUUCUACAUCGGAAGCCAUUCAGACUUCUCCAAACUGGCUGAUGCUCAGGUCUGGAAAGAUGCUGCAACACAAAUUUUCUACUCGACAUCAGUGGGUUGGGGCAGUUUAAUCACAUUGUCAUCCUACAACAAAUUCCACAACAACUGUUACCAAGAUACCAUCAUUGUCUGUGUUGUUAAUUGUGCUACGAGUGUGUUUGCGGGAUUUAUCAUCUUCUCCACUCUUGGACACAUGGCUCAUGUGCAAAACAAGCCCGUUUCAGAGGUUGCACGGUCAGGGUUUGGUUUGGACUUUAUUGCCUACCCAGAGGCCCUUGCACAGUUGCCAUGGGCAACUUUAUGGUCCAUUUUAUUUUUCUUCAUGCUGCUCACUUUGGGACUUGACACAUUGUUUGCAAGUUUUGGUAAGAAUGACAUCUUUUAA